Molecule: messenger RNA, 3996 nt
Organism: Closterium sp. Naga37s-1
Lineage: Eukaryota; Viridiplantae; Streptophyta; Zygnematophyceae; Desmidiales; Closteriaceae
Source: the annotation of a GenBank genome assembly
AUGACGUCAUCGUCCAUGACCAGCGUUCUCCUCAUCGUUCUUCACUUGUCCUCCGUCGCUCCUAUUUGGGCGCUGAGUCCCUCACCGGAUGGCCUUCAAUCGGGGACAACCGUCCCUUCGCAUGUCCCUGGAAGUCUCACUCCAACUGAUGGUGCUGAUCCAUUCGUUCUCAGACCCAGGCCAGAAACCACUCUUUCCGCAACAUCUGAGUAUGCUUCAAGACGUCUCGCAACUCUUCCCACGGAGACCGAAUCUGCAGCAGCAAAUUCUGCUGAAUUUCCUCCCUCCCUCGUGGCUGGACUUUCCGAACCUAGAGGCUCGGCCAGGCCUGCCGAACCUACAGAUCCGGCAGGUUCUGCUACAGCUCGUACAGCUUCUGCCGAGCAUGCAUCGGAGCAAGGAGAGAAAGGGGAAGACGACAAGAAGAAUAUAGAUGCAACAGCUGCUUCUGGUGUGAGUGCAGCAGAGGGAAGCGAGAAAGGGGAGGAAGAGGACAGGGGAUUAAAUGCAACAGCUGCUUCGGGAGGUGUGACUGGAACAGAGGGAGGAAAGGAGGUGCAGGAGGAAGGGGAGGAGAAGCAGGAGGAGGAAGACGAGGAGGAGAAGGGGGGGAGUGGAGCUACUGCUGCUGCUGCUGCUGCCACUGCCGGGAGCGCAGACGAGGAGGGUGCAAGGUCGGUCGGUGGGGCUGCAGAGAAUGAGAAGGUGACUGGUGGGGAAGCAAAGGAUGUGAAGACGGCUGGUGGGGAGGCAGAGAACGAAGAGGAAGAGGAGGCGGAGGAGGAGAAGGAGAUGGGGAAGGAAGGGACGAGGGAGGUGGGGAUGGAUGGGGGAAAUCAGACUGCGAAGGGAGGGAAGGAGGAGGGAAGAGAGGAGGGCGUGAGUGGUGAGGGGCAGAGGGGGGAAGGCGUGAGUGGGCAGCAGCAGAGGGGUGAGCGCGUGAGUGGGCAGCAGCAGAGGGGUGAGGGCGUGGAGCAGAAGGAAAGGGAGGAGGAGGGUGAGUUGGGGGAAAUGAAGGGAGAGGAGGUGAAGGGAGAAGAAGCGGAGGAGGAUGAAGAAGUGAAGGUUGGGCCAGCGGAUUUGGGGAUGGAAAAGGUUGAUGAGGCACUGGCAGCAGCAGAAGAGGCAGUCAUGCCCAAAGUUAAAGGCACUGAUGCUGCUGGUGCUGCUGCUGGUGCUGGUGGUGGGAAUGUUACAAGUAAGGUGGGAAAGAGAGGAGAGGAGGAAUUGGUGGAUGCAAAUGUUACAAGCAAGGUGGGAGGUAAUAAGGGAGUUGAGAAGGAAGCGGAAGUGGUGGGGAAGAGAGGGAGUGAGGGGGGGACUAAAGAGGAGCCAGUAUUAGCUGGGAAAGAGGAGGAAGAGGAGGAGGAGGAGGAGAAGAAGGAGGAGGAGGAAGCGGCAGAGGAAACGGAAGAAGGAAAAGCAGAGGAUGCAGCUGCAGCAGAGGAGGUUGAAGAGCUAGCGACAGAGACGAAGGAGGGUGCAACUAAAGACAGCUGGAGGGUUAGCAAAGCAGGUAGUGAGGCAGGUGGAAAGGCAGGUGGAAAGGCAGGUGGAAAGGCAGGUGGAAAGGCAGGUGGAAAGGCUAGUGGCGAAGGCUCAACAGUAGCAGAGGAGGUUGAAGAAUUAGCGACAGAGACAAAGGAGGGUGCAGAAUUGGAUACAUCUUUGGUCACUGGGGAAAACGGUACAGCUACAGGCAGCUGGAGGGUUAACAAAGCAGCUAGCAAGUCAGGUGGCAAGGCAGGUGGCGAAGGCUCAACAGCAGCAGCUGCAACAGCAGCAGGAGAAACGGAAACGGAUGUUACUGUGGUUAAUUUAGCUGCUGCAAACACCAGUGAUGGAGAGGGUGUGUCAGGAAGGGAUGCGCUUACAGGAGCAGAUCUUACAGGGAAUAGUCUGUUGAGAGGAGAAGAGGAGACUCGUGGGUCAACUCAAAGGUCGAAGGACCCGGCUGGAAAGGGCAUGUCUGGAAAGGGUACUCUUACAGGAGCAGAGCUGACAGGGGAUAGUUUGAUGAGAGGAGAAGAGGAGACUCGUGGGUCGACUCAAAGGUCGAAGGUCCCUGCCGGAAAAGGCACGUCUGGGAAGGGUUCUCUUACCGGAGCAGAUCUUACAGGGGAUAGUGUGAUGAGCGAGGGAGAAAGGGGAGAGGACGAAGAGGAGAGGGAGGGGGAGGGGGAGGAGCAGGCGGAGGGGGGUUUGGGUGAUAAUAUUGCUGUUACUGAGCGGCUGGGGAAGAAGGGAGGUGGCACAAAAGCGGUGAGAGUGGGAGAGGGAGAAAGGGGAGAGGAAGAGGAGAGGGAGGAGGAGAGGGAGGAGGAGAGGGAGGAGGAGAGGGAGGAGCAGGGGGAGGGGGGUCUGGGCGACGAUAUUGCUGUUACUGAGCGGCAGGGAAAGAAGGGAGGUGACACAAAGGGGGUGAGAGUGGGAGAGGGAGGGGAGGGAGGAGGAAUGGAUGGGGUAAGGGGAGAGGAGGAGGUGGAAAGGGAAGAAGAGGAGGGAGAGGAGGAGGCGGAGAUGAGAGCAGAGGAGGGAGGAGAGGAAGGGCUUUUGCACAGCAGGACUUCGGGUAAAAAAGGGAAGGGCGCUGCAGCUGAGGAUAGGGUUAAGAGUGGUGCUGAGGGUAGGGUUAAGGGUGGAGCUGAGGGUGGGGCUGAGACUGGGGCAUUGGAUGCAGAAGCAGCAGCAGAGGAGGGAGGAGAGGAAGGGCUUUUGCACAGCAGGUCUCGGGGUAAAACUGGGAAGGGUUUUGGAGGUGACAGUGGGGUUGAGAGUGGCGCUGAAAGUGGGUUUGAGAGUGGGGCAUUGGAUGCAGAGGCAGCAGCAGAGGAAGAAGACUCAGUGGCAGGUGGAAGGGUAGAUGGAAGGCCAGCAGCAGCAGACGCAGCAGCUUCGAAAAAGGGGGCUGAUGGGAAUAGAGGACAAGCAGGUGGUGCUGGUGAGUCUAGGAAGAGAACAGGUGGAGAGGAGGAGUUUCCUGCUGCAGAAGAAGAGAGAGAGGGUGAGAGUGAGGAUGGGGGUGAGGAGGAUGAGGGAAAGAGGGGAAAAGGAUCCGGUGGUGAUGCUAGGAAAGGAACAGGUGGAGAGGAGGAGAGGGGACAAGGAUUUGGUGAUAGUGAUACCAGGAAAGGAACAGAUGAGGAGGGAGAGUACGGUACAGAAGAAAAGGCGCGAGAGAGCGAGAGGGGGAGCGGGAGCGAGGGAGGGAGAGAGGAGGACGGUGAUUGGGCGAUGCCUGGAGAUGACUUCGCUGCUGAAGAAGCAGCAGAAGAUUCACCUGAAAAAUCACCUGAAGAUGCACUUGAGGGUUCGGCUGAGGAAGACGGGUAUCCUGCUGAAGGGGCGAACGGGGGUCGGUUUUCAGGUGGUAAGAACACAGACGCAGUGACAGGUGAAAGAGGAGCAGGAGGGUUUCAGACAUCUGAGAGUAAGAGGAAAGGCAGUUUGCCAAGUGGCGAAGGAGGAGGGGCAGGAAAGCUUGGGGGGGGUGCUGCUGCUGCUGCUGCUGCUGCUGCUGCUGGUGGUCGUGGGGUGUCUCCGUAUGGGGGAGAGGAGGAUGAGUAUGGAACGCUUCAGGAUUUCGGUCCGUCCAAUCCCAAAGCAGCAGCAGGAGCAGGGGCAGGAAAGCUUGGUGGUGAUGGUGGUAGGGGUGGUGGGGGUGGUGAUAGGGGGUCUCCGUAUGGGGGAGAGGAGGAUGAGUAUGGAACGCCCAAAGCAGCAGCAGGAGCAGGGGCAGGAAAGCUUGGUGGUGGUGGUGGUGGUGGUGGUGGUGGUGGUGGUGGUGGGGGUAGUGGCAGGGAAUCUCCAUAUGUGGGAGAGGAGGAUGAGUAUGGAACGCUGAAGGAUUUCGUGGAGGGGGAGGAGGAGGAGGAGGAGGAGGAGGAGGAGGAGGAGGAGGAGGAGGAGGAGGAGGAGGAGGAGGAGGAGGAGGAGGAGGAGGAGGAGGAGGAGGGGGAGGAGGAGGGGGAGGGGGAGGAGGAGGAGACAAGUUAG